AUGGAGUUCCGUGUGUCACUCACCCUCACGGUAAUCUGUAUGGCAUGCGACCUCACACUGCUGAGCAUCCGCAUUGCUUUCCUCAGUGGCGUCGUCGCGUACAUUCUGCUCGCCCUGCACGAGGCGGUGCUGAUUGCGCUCGCCGUUCUCCUCGCCUCCUUCAUCCUCCGUACGUGUUGGCUGCUAGUAGGGCCGAUCGGCGACGCGCUGCUUCUUCUGCGUGUGGUGGGUCCCCUGUGGCUUCUGCGCGUCGUCUUCACCUUUCUGCCGACAGUGUACAAGGAAGUGGUGCUGCCACGCCGUCACGCAGCGCCGGUGCCGCGCGCGUGGGCGGACGUUGGCUACGCCGUCGUGUGCAGCCUCGACGUUGCCGUCUUCGCGGCGUUCAGCGUGGCGCUCCUACACGCCGUGUGUUUCCUGACUGAGAGGACGCUCUACACACCGAGCGUGGCCUUCCAGAGGCCGCCGGUGUUGCCUGCUGGAGUCUCCCGCCGCAGCAACCCGAUAGAGAGCCACAGUUCGGACGCCGCGGGCCUACACGCAGGAGGCGCCUCGACGCCGAUGCCGCUACCACUCUGGUUGAGUGGCGCGUGUGAGCGGGGGCGCACCCCGUUCGAGAAGCACAGACAGUGA
Molecule: messenger RNA, 633 nt
Organism: Trypanosoma grayi
Lineage: Eukaryota; Euglenozoa; Kinetoplastea; Trypanosomatida; Trypanosomatidae
Exons: 1
Coding region: 1-633 (210 amino acids)
Source: RefSeq, a predicted model, not a curated record